GAAAUCACUUGAACAUAGAAGGCGACAUGUUGUUUCCUUUCUCUAUAUGUGCUUUAGUGUGCGCCAUCACAGUGUUUGGUUGUAAUGAUAUUGACACGUCAGCUUGUGAACAGAUGUUUAAACAGCGACCUAAUUUUUGUUCGGACCAAACAAUUGCUAAAACUGCGUGUCCUGCUUUUUGUAAACUUUGUCCUAUUGAAUGCUAUCAUUGUAAUGGAACAGUACUGGACACGGAUCAUUGUAAGACAGUAAAAACAUGUCCUGAAGGAUUCGUGUGCAUGAGAAAGGAACUGAAAUCUAUCUAUGACGGACAUCACGAAUAUGAGUUGACAUGCGCAGAUAAACAGGAAUGUGACCAUCCAUUAAGCGCCGGAGUGUUCGGGAAAAGGCAUGUGAAGCAACGUGAUUUAACAGUUACUUGUUGUAUGGAAGACCGUUGUAACCAUCUUGCACCACAGACACCAAAACCUAUAACACACUGUGUCAAAGAUUUGGUGUUAGUUGUUGAUGAUACGUCACGAAUUCAACCCUAUGAAAACGCUGUGAUUUCGUUUUUGCAAAAUGUUGUUUCUAGUCUACCUGUAAGUAAAACAGAUAUUCACGUGGCUCUCGGGAUGUUUUCACAUGACUUUCUACCUAUAUUUGACUUUAAUGAUCACCCCGCGAAAGCAGACAUACUCCAUGCUAUAUCAACGCAAGUGUUUAGAGGUGACCACCGCGGAGAUACUAUUGAAGCGCUUAAUUACGUCAUCAAGCAUGCGCUGACUCCCACAUCCGGUGAUAGACCAAACGCACAUAACGUUGUUCUUCUAAUAACCAGUCGUGGUGCUGAUAAUAAGCAAGAAAUGUUAUGGAAAGAGAACCAGGUACAUAUGGCGGCAGAUGUCAUCUCCGUUCAAUUUGGGCAUGCCGACUUCAAAUACCUGGCGUCUGGUUACAAUUACAACUUCCACCUUUCUUCUGGGUACCAUAUAUCGCAAAUAGCUCAAAAUGUCACUAAUUUGAUUAUGUGUUGAUGAUCUGAAUUAGCUCACAAUAAACGAAUAAAAAACAUUAUAA
This is a messenger RNA of Ruditapes philippinarum (Manila clam), 1059 nucleotides long. RefSeq lists its product as uncharacterized. NCBI's taxonomy places the organism in Eukaryota, Metazoa, Mollusca, Bivalvia, Venerida, Veneridae. The transcript has 6 exons. The coding region runs from base 27 to 1016 and encodes 329 amino acids. The record is from RefSeq and is a predicted model, not a curated record.